UUCCUAAGAUGGCCGUCAAGCUGUCACAUUAUUGCGGUCGUUGACAGUGCAGUCUGGUCUUAACAGUUACACUCCUAACGUUGAAGUUAUUUAUAUUUCAUUAGCAUUAUAAUUUAGUGGAAAAUGUCGUACAAAAACGGUCAGCGUGUUGAAGUUAUUGGCAAGGAUUGUCAAGGUGUGAUUGCAUACAUCGGUCAUCCUUCGUUCGCUACUGGAAAAUGGAUUGGAGUUAUCCUCGAUGAACCGAAAGGCAAAAAUAAUGGCACGGUCAAAGGACAAUCCUAUUUUCAAUGCAGGGAGAAUCAUGGGAUGUUUGUUCGGCAAACGCAGCUGAUUCUGCUUGAUGAGUCUGGUAAUAGAGCGGAACCGGCAAGUCCCUCUUCAGCCGGUAGUGCGCCAACAACUCCUGAUGAUAGCGGGGCUGCUAGAGCAAGAAGUCGUCUGAACAGCAUCAGCAUGCGUCGACGGAAUGAACCAACUGCUGUUAGGAGAAAAACAUCUCCGGCACAAUCGGCACGCCAGCGACCGGACAAGCUGACAGGUUCACGUCUAUCUCUGGGAGGAAGCAAAACACAGCUCAGCGCUCCAAGCACCGAAAGUCUCACCGGGUCACAACAUGAGCGCAAAGAGGUCGGGGAAUCACAUAUACCAGCGCCAACAUCUACAAAGCGCGCAUCUUUCAUAGAGAAGUCCCCUAGCACGAGCUCGCCUCCGGGCAAAAAGCCAAAGGCCCAAGAUGAUCAGAAUAAUACAGGUUUCGUUGAGACGUUAAAGCCACAAUUUGUGCCAGGACAGGCAAUCGCAAGCCAAUCAGUGACGGCGCUUGGCAGUGCUAUUGAAGAGAAAUUAUCACACAUGCAAAUGAUGCAAGAAAAUGAUAAUCUUAAAGCCCAGGUGCGCGAUCUUAAUGAAAAAUUGGAGACUCUACGAAUGAAACGACUCCAGGAGAAGGAAAAGAUGAAGGAUUAUGAAAAGACCAAGUUGCAGUUGGACCAGCUAAUUGAGUUCAAGACCAAAGUGAUGGAGAGUCAGGCUAGUCUGCAGAGACAACUUCAGUGGGCGCGGCAAGAAACUCGUGAUGCUCAAGCGGCGAGGGAUCAGCACCAAGAAGAGAUGGCAGACCUUGUAGAAACUGUAGAGAUGGCUACAUUAGAUAAAGAAAUGGCUGAAGAGAAAGCGGAGACCCUGCAAAUAGAAUUGGAUCAAGCGAAAGAAAAGCUUGAAGAGCUGACUUUGGAUUUGGAAAUUUUGCGUGCAGAGAUAUCUGAUAAGACUGGAGGUGGCGCUGCUGGAUCUGGGCCUUCCACUUACGAAAUAAAACAACUGGAACAGCAAAACAGUCGACUUAGGGAAACUCUAGUACGAAUGCGAGAUCUUUCAGCACAUGAAAAACAUGAAUUUCAAAAACUGCAAAAGGAUUUGGAUCAAAAGAAAUCGGAAAUUCUUGAAUUGGGGCGCACUAAAGAGAAACUGUCUUCACGCGUAGAAGAAAUGGAACACCAAAUUGCCGAUCUCCAGGAACAGGUUGAUGCAGCACUUGGUGCCGAAGAAAUGGUGGAGGUUCUGGGCGAGCGUAAAAUGGUACUUGAAGAGAAGGUUGCUGAGUUAGAAGAAGCAGUGGCUGACUUAGAAGCACUGCAGGAUAUGUCGGACCAGUUGGCUGAGUCUUCUAAGGAAUUGGAGCUAGAAUUACGUGAAGAAUUGGAUCUAGCAGUGGGAGCUACACGUGAUGCUCAACGUCACCGUGAUGCUGCAUUGGAAACACUCGCAGAUCGAGAAUUAACAAUUACAAAGUUUCGCGAUCUGACGCAGCAGCUACAGGAACAAUGUCUACAGUUACAGCAGCGAUUGCAGACCACUGAAUCCACUAAGUCAGGCACACGAGGAGCAGAACAACAACUUGCGGAAAUAUUAGAUUUCCAGAAGACGUUUGCAGAGACACGAGCACAAACUAAGGCUGUUGAUCUUGAACUGCGACGUCUGGAUGUCGAGGAGGCCAGAUCUCAUGUUCGGUAUUUGCUUGCGUUUAUGCCACCACAAUUUUUAGCUCGUGGCGGUGAUCAUGAUGCCAUCUUGACGCUUCUUCUUAUACCGAGAAUGACUCGAAAAACGGAAAUAUUAAUUUCCCAAGUACGAGACAAGUAUCAACCGAUUAACAAAAUUGACAGGGCAUCGGUCGUGAAAGGACAUUCAGUGGCACAGUACAGUUUCAGAUCACGUCUGUGUUCUCAUAUGUAUGCUCUUCAGGGCGCUCUUGGAAGUUUCGACUCUGCAUUGAACAUGUGCAGUUCUGAAACAUUGCUAAAAGUUGGCGUCGCAUAUCCCGAAAUGGCAGCCCAAGAAAAGUCUCUCGACUCACUUAUUGAACUAGCAAAACGUGACCAAUUAGAUGAAAAUUUACCUAUGGAUGCAAUAGAAAAAUGUAGUGGCUACUUUUCAACAAUGUUUUCAAUUUUAUUUGGAGAAGAUCUUAUGGCUAAUCAAGCUCGGCUUGUUACGGAUGGAACACGAACGUUAGCAAGUGCUUGUGAUGCUAUUGCAACUGAUGCAUCUGCUAUCAAAGCCCUUAUAGAUGGCGAAGGUGGUGAUAUAGGUCUGCUCUGUCAGCAUGCAGAAACAGUCUGUGAAGUGAUUCAGCAGCAUCUUAAGGCAGCCAAAAGACGAGUACCACGUGAUCAGUUAACUUCUGUUGUUUCGAAUGUCAAUUUAGGAUUGGACAAAGACUGGCCUGAACAAUUAUCCACGUGUAUUCAACAUUCUGUUAAAGUAAUGAAGACGCUCCAAGAUUUACUGAAGAACGCUCUACAAGCUGUCGUGACCAGUGGUGAUUUGGAUGCUGGAUUAACCACGGAAAAGUUGAAAGAUAUGGCGGCAAUGUCAAGUGAAAAAAUUUAUGAUACGGAAGAUUUAGGACCAGUUGCUACACUGAAGGCUAGCUUGACAGUAAUACAACAAAUGGCAGCCAAUCUCGCACAACGAAUGGCUGAAUGCGAGAACGAAUUGGCUAUGGCUAACCAGAUUCCCCAACAACUGGGAGCAGAAGGUGGUGACGUGUUGACACCUAUUUUGCACCGUGCCCAUGCCACUAAGAAAGAAUCUGAAGAAACUAAGAUUCUUAGCAGAAAGCUUGAGUCGAGAGAAGGUGAUCUUCGGGAAGCGAGGCUUGUACUCAGGGAAAAGCAAGAAGAGCUAUCUGAAAUGAUAUUGAGAAAGGAGUUGGCUGAGAAGCGAUUAGCGACUCAACAACAUGAAAAUGAAUUGAACAUGGAAAAAGUAAAAAGAAAGUUGGAAGAAGCACAAAACCAACUCAAGAGAAAGGAGAAGGAGUUUGAAGAGACCAUGGACCAUUUGCAAACAGAUAUUGACAGUUUAGAAAAUGAAAGGGGUCAGCUCAAAGAGAAGCUUAAAUCUUAUGGAAAAAAAUCAACAACUGCUACUGCCGCCAGUUCCGAAAGUGCUGCAAGUACUAUAGGCAUUUCAGGUGUAUCAGCUAGUGCACCACCGGAGAAUAAAUUCCUAUUGCAAGAAGUGAAUGCAUUGAGGGAAGCAUUGGCUACGGAGCACAGGCACAAGACCAAAUUAUUGGCAGACUCUCUGCAACAAAAACUGAAUGCUCUUCCACCUUUGCCUGUUGUAGCGAAACAAAAAUCUGUAGAUUCGAAGUUAGAAGAGUUGCAGCUGAAGAAGAAUAAUCUCCUCAAAGAAGUGCAACAUGCAAUGCUAUUCCCGGUUGUACCUGAUUUGACGCGUAAACGGGAUAUCAAUAGAGAAGGAACUAUUUUGGAGAAGGCAAAUCCUGCCUAUCAAUUGUUACAUCAGCAACUAGUAGUCAAGCAACUCGGACACCGCGCCGAACAACUAGCAAGUGAAGUACGGGAGGAGGCAGUGAAGAGGAGGCUAGGUGGUAGAGCGGAAGCAGAUUUUGCAGUAUUUCCAAGUCUCGAGAUGGCAGCAGCAAUGGCAGGCCAUGAUCAUCUGAUGGCAGCUAAAAUAAAGAUUCCCUACAAUGGUCCCUCGCAAAACCAAACUAUAAACUUAGGUGUUCCGGAACUAAGAAAAAUACACUCCCUUCUUUGCUAUUAGACAUGCUCGCUUACCAAUUGACUGUAUUUUUAGAUAGUAAAUAGCUAGUCUUUACAUGAUGUGACUGUAAAUGAGAGACCAGUGCACACAAAUGUAAUUUCAUUGUAAGUCAAAUUUUCGUCAGCGUUUAUGUCGUAAAACAAGUAGAUAAAUUUCAAUAUGAGAUUUACCUGAAAUCACACUGGAAUGAAACAAAAACGUAUAUGUCAUAGGCUCAUUUAUGUGUUGCUGAACGCGAGACUUGGGUCCGAGAGUCAUUUAUGCGGAUGACAGUUGAAACUGCUGCGUUACUCAUGCUUUUGUUCAGCAACGAAUAAAUGAUCCUGUAUGAUAUCUUUACUUCAAGAUUCGCAAGUGAUCAACAAUUCUACUGAGUUCAACAUGAAGUCUCUCCUGCUUGCAGGCUGCACAAACAUAAAAGCUUUAGCAACUAAUUAUUGAAUGCGGUUUCCGUUGUUGUUUAAGUUAAGUUUUUUUUUAACUGCUCUUUAGGCUAGUCAAAAAGAGGUUUCAUAUGAAGAUUUAUUUUUCGCUAUUAACGUAAUCUCUUCACUAUAUACUCGUCCACUAACAGAUUUAUGGAUGUAAAAGAAAGAUCAAACAAAAAAAUAACAAAAUAAACCUGUAGAAAUUUCUUAAAUGAAGUUGCCGGGGAGAGAAAAAGGGGCGGGGGGGGGGCAGUGAGCAAGACUGGCCAUGCUGAAGCUUGCUAUAUAUGACCCAGUCCCAGAUUCGAUAGUCAUGCCAAUCGUAUCGGUUCGUCAAAAACAGGAUUGGAAAACAGGUCAACAAACUUGGAAUUCAGAAACUGCUGUUACUUUGAUCUCCUUUGCUCGGUUGCUCGUGAGAGAAAGACUCAGUGUACAAUGGCAAAAUACUAGUCAUUUGCUCGUUGCAUGUGCAAAUCUCUUUAUCGCAGCCUUUCUCUCUGACACAGUUUUGCCCUCUAUCUCUCUUAUCAUAUUCAGUCCUUAUAGUCUAUUAGUCUCUAAUUCUAUUACGGAGGAAUAUCUUAAUUUUGGAACAUAAUUCAUGAACCUUGGAGCUUCUAUGUAUCAGAAGUAACAUUCAUAAUGAUGAUCUUAAUGCAAAAAAUGAUGUAAGAAACGGUUUUUUCCAGUUAAUAGAUUUUCCAUCCCAGCAUUUUUACUCUUACUCAUGGUAUGUUGAUUGCUUUGUAUUACUUUGCUGGUAUCAUUUACGACAAUCAACUCUAUGAACACAGACUUUCGAUUAUUUAUAUAGGAAGUGCUAACCAUGACCAUUCAGUGUUCUCAUUACAUUGAUGAAAAGUUAUUGACUGCAGAGUAAUUGUUGAAAAAAUUUCUUUUUGGAACCGAAAUUUUUGCGUUUUCAGCCUGAUGACUGGUGCACCAAAGCUGUAAGACUUGUAAAAACACACUCCUAUAUCAAAAUAUCUCGAUAUACUAACAUAAAUGAUGAAUUUUCUCUUUUAUCUUGUUCUAUUUCCUCGUCACCUCUUUAUUUACCAAAUUCUGACCACUGGUAAUGAAUUAAAGUCGAAAAUAUUUACAGUUUGGUGAAUAAUAGCGUGAUUUGCGCAACUUUCUGAACAUUCAAUACGAAAUUAUGAUAACUUGUCUUUUUUCUGCAGUAUAUUUAAACAAAUUAGUAUUAUGACGUGUUUAUAUAGGUAGGUAGUGUGCUCACUCGCCAUUGUUGUCUCUAAUCUCUAUGUUCAAAUGUUUUUGUAUUCUUCAUAGUACAGCUGUGCCAUCAGCACGUAAAUGGCUUUCAAUGCUUGCAUGCAAUAAAUUUAUAUCUUUAUGCAUUAAUUUAGCCGAUUUUUGUCGCAAAGUCAAUAGAGGAUUAUUCUGUAAUGAGUCUACAUCCGGUGCAUCAACCUAGUCUUUAUUGAUUUUUUUUCUUCGUAUCGCAUCACCCUCUUCUAUCUACUUUCUCAAGAUAUUUGCCUUCAACAAUUUCUUGUUACAAGUUUCGCCGAACACAUGUUUUUUCAACAAACGUUGUAACGAUUUUAGUUUAUUCUACAAUCUACGCAAUAAAAUAAGAAAAAGACAUAAACACAUAAAAUCAGACACCAAGAGAAAUUGAGUCUUUUGUAUCAUUUUUGGAACUUCGAUUUUUUUCUUUUACUUCUCCACUUUUUCUUAAAUUCGUUAUUCUAUGGUUACAGUAUAAAAGGGACACUACUAGUCGCAGGUCUAACAAACUUAGCCUGAUAGUUUUAAAAAAAAAUACAUAAUAACAAAUAACACGCAGAUGUAUAACUAAAAAGAUAAAAUGAUGAGUAAGGAGAAAAUUUUCCGUAAAAUAAAAUUGAGACGAGAGAGGUUUUUAAGUCGGACAUAUAGAUAUGUACAGAAGUCGGUGGGGACGUUAAAAAUGAGUAAAAAAGUUUGUGAUUAAAGUCUUUGUAUUUUCAGUCCUAUAUUUUGUUAAAAUUUCUACCUGGCCAGGAUUUACGCUUCAACUUACUAUUGUCACACGUCUUAUAUUCUCGAGCUACGUAGAUCUACUAACUCUCUCGAUCCAAACUUGUCUUUCUCCCGUUCUGUCUCUUCUCCAAUUUCCACUACAAAUCGUCACAACGUACCAUCAUGUUAGGUGACCUAAUUAUAUUAAUUGAUUCCUGUACCAAAAAUCAACAAAAAAUGCGUUAUAAACAUAGUUGGUGGUCUAGAGUAAUUUUAACCACUAAAAGUGAUUAACCCUCAACUAUACAUUUCCAAUCGGGAUUCAGAAGCUGAACUCAGCUGCCUAUGAAUGUCUUUCCUUGUCUGAGAGUUAUAUGAGCUUUGAAUUAGUAUCCUUGUGAAUUCAAGAUUGAGACAUGUGGAAAUAUGAAUAAAUAAAUAAAUUUGUGUGAACGUGCGACGGAUCUUCGAGAGAUUAUUCUCAUUUACUGGGUGCAAAGAUAACUUAAUUUGAAAUCUGUAGCUCAAACCUGAAAGAAAACAAAAUAAAAUUAAGAGCCGACAUUUUGAAUGAUUCUUAUCUGAAAUUCUUGGCGGGGUUUGGUCGUGACUGGAGUGACUUCUCUUUGUCGUAAGCAUACCUGUUCUAUCAGAUAUUUUAUAUUUAAGAUGCAAGAAUCGCCAGUUAAUGUCAAAAAAAGAGGCAAAUUGAGUCAGUGGAUAGUGGAAUUAGUAGCUUAAACAGAUGAUUGAGAAGGCAUUGGUUAUUUGGAAGCCAUUUCAAUGAAUUGUAACUAGUAGAACAUGUUGACUGAAAAUUAUAUAUCUUGAGUCAACGUUGUUCGUAACUUAUUGAUAUGCGUAGGAUUGAAAUAGAUGCCUAUAAAGACCGGAAACAAAAAGUAUAGGGAUUUCUUUGCAUCUUAUGCGUAUGGAUAAAUUACGAAUAGGUACAGAUACAAACUAUAGCAAGACGAUAGGGUCCAAAUAAUUGGUCUCUAAAACGACCAGACCGCCUCGCCUAUCUAGCAUUUUUACCAGGGAGACCAUGUGAUGGUGAAGAGGAAAGAUCGAGGGGGAAGUAUCCCAACUACUCAAGAGAACGUUAUGCUGACACCAAAUCUUGUCCUUUAUUCAUGACUCACCGAAAACAAAAAGUGGAUAGAGCUUGUAAAUAUUUAGGAUGAUUUGGAACAAGUAAGCAAUAUGAUUUAAAUAGGAUUCAUGAACCAUUAACGUAGUAAUUUCGCUUAAUGAGUCAGGUCAUGAGAGGUGUUAAGAUGACGACAGGUGUAAACACGUAGGUUUAUGCUCUGAUUAUGAUUGGUUCUCCAAGAAGUUAAGUCUUAAAGGAAGUCAAUAAUGUAGAAGGUGUAGAAGAUAACAUUGAAAUGCAGACAGAUUAAGAUGUAUAAGAUACGGAAGCUCAUUAGCUCAUAGACGGCAAGAUUCAUUCGUGAAACAGAAUUGAACCAAUUUAAUUUGGAUGUGUCAGAACGCAAUAUAAAGAAUCAUUCUGAGGUACUUAUUCAGUGUGGUGCCGUUAUAAUCCAACAAUCCACGGUAUUUUUUAUUAAAGUGAACAUCUUCACUUCAUUUCCAGAGUUCAAGAGAAAACCUCUAGGACCUGCCCGAGGCUAGUGUCUUUGAACUUAUAUAGAAAGUUAUUUCUGCAAUUCUCAAUGAGUUCUGUUAUAGUUUUCCAUGGAUUGUCUAUCGGAACAAAUUCACCAUAUCCCAGUAACUCGCCAAAAUACUUGUCAGUCAGCAAAUACAUUCGGGCAACUUUCAAUGCUGUUUACGGUGUGAGGCGGUGUCACAUCUAACAGCUUCUUGCUGAUUUCCAAUGAUCGCCAAACAACUGUCAACGGGAUUCCUUAAGUUAUUCCUAAAGUGAAUAUAUCUAGUCGCAUGAGCAAUCCUCUUAGCAUAAUGAAUGUCACUUCUUUUGGUAGUGUAGGAAUAUUGUUGACAGUAGUAAAAAUCACAUACCUGGGAAUUCUAAAAACCGCGAAAAGUACACACGGAGAAACCGCGUAUGUAUUGUACAUAGAUUUGUUGAUAGUCAAUUGAAUUUAGAUAUCAGGAAAUAUACGGGAUAACGGAGGGAAGUGGUCAAAUUAUCUGAAAGGAUGAUCAGACACGUAGUACAAUAUUAAAUUGUCAUCAGUAUUCUGUUUUUUUAUUUACGGAGAGAAAGGGAGCAAUAAACCUUCAAUAUUUAUGAAAUAACUCAUAUCUUAGUUACUGUCGUAUUUUUAUAAUAUACCAUUUAGUAUCAUGUGCAUGUAUUAUUAAUUUAUUAAUUAACUUAUCACUCAUAAUACAUUUACACAUUUUCCACUCACUCAUUCAUUCGUUUGUUCAUUAAUUAUUAUUUAUUUUAAAUUUUCGACUCAUUAUAAUAAUAAACACGUGCUUUAUUGAGCAUGGUUUUCAUUUUUUUGUUUCUUAAUUUUAAAAUUGUUCUGUGAAUUGUUGGGCCUAUUGCAUUCAGACUCUCAAUUUCUAUCCUGGCGCAGUCAGAACAAUGGCUUUCUGGCCACUUGUUUAUUUGUUCUCGACACACGCGAGAAACACAAGAAACGGUUGCAAUAGUGAGAGUAAGUACGAGGUCAGCCUGCAAACCUUUUCCUUUAUUAUAGCAUUGAUGGUAUUUCGAAUACAAUGCUGUUUAAAGACUCCUCACCCUUCACUCAUUAACCAAAUUAACACUUCAUAUUCUAACAUUUACAAGAAGACACAGACAACAUCAAAGUUGAGAUUUUUUGUGUUCAUCUAAAGAAUAAAGCUGUGGUUUAAACAAUAUGCUGGCUUAAAAUAACAAGGUGACUGAGAUGGAGAAAAAUAAAAGUUAAAACAUUUCCCUGUACGGUAAUAAGGAACAAUCUUAAUAUAAUAAUGCUGUUCCUUCAUUUUACAUUUUAUACAUAUAUAUAUAUAUACUAAACUUUUUUGCACAGCCUUUGCAGCAAUGAAAGAUUUUGAACUUGCAAAAUCAACAGUGUGUAUUGAAUGAAAAUGCGUAAGGAAUCUUUUGAAUAUUUAAUUUUGUAAUUUACCACAAAAGUAUGAAUAAUGGAAAUCACUGCAAUGGUACGAAAACAAGCCAACCUCACGCCUAAUCUCUCAUCCGGGUAAUCAAUCGUCGAACUGAAUUAUGAGGAAAGCUUUAAAUACUAGAAAGAUAGGAAAUUGAGUUUGCUUCAGCUCUGAAUUUUCUGAUAAGCAUUCAUUGAAAAUGGUCCAAUGCUAAUUCACUUUUUUUUUUAAAUUUUUUCUAUAUUUUACUUAAAAAUUUUCCCUAAAUUUUUCACUUUAUGAACAACGUUGUUUUGUUCAUUCAAUAAAAUGUCGUCUUUUUAGUAUCCAAAUACUUUACAUGUAAUUCAGCUCAUUGUAUUCAAUGUCAGUUUUAUGUUAAGUCUCGCAUUCGGGGCACUUUUAGCAAUCGCAACUGAUUCAGGGCUAUCAGGGGGCAUUCGGAGCUUUAACGCGUUCCUGAAACAAACGAGAAAAAAAUUCUUGUUGAAAUGUUAGCAUCAGUUAGUCACAAGUAGAAGCGUGGUUUGGAGUGUUAGAUUACAGCGGAUCAACU
Molecule: messenger RNA, 10080 nt
Organism: Neodiprion fabricii
Lineage: Eukaryota; Metazoa; Arthropoda; Insecta; Hymenoptera; Diprionidae
Gene: DCTN1-p150
Product: dynactin subunit 1
Exons: 21
Coding region: 124-4083 (1319 amino acids)
Source: RefSeq, a predicted model, not a curated record